AUGAUUUCAUCUAUUCUUACAUCUAGGACUUGGAAAGAAGGGGAGUUCAUCGUAGCUGAUAUUUCCUUUGAACAUCAAGUCUGGCACGAGGGCUCUGAACUCCGUUUGAUCUUGAUUGUAGAAUUCUGGCAUUCCUGA
Molecule: messenger RNA, 138 nt
Organism: Lymnaea stagnalis (great pond snail)
Lineage: Eukaryota; Metazoa; Mollusca; Gastropoda; Lymnaeidae
Source: the annotation of a GenBank genome assembly